ACCAACAACCAUCUAUCAAGCUUGACAACUCAGCAUUCCAAAAUGGCCUCUGCAAACGAGCACACGCUGCCCCAGCUGCCUUACGGCUACAAUGCGCUCGAGCCCGCGAUCAGCGCUCAGAUCAUGGAGAUCCACCACUCCAAGCACCACCAGGCCUACGUCAACGGCCUGAACGCGGCCGAGAAGGCGUACAGCCAGGCUGCCAGCAGCGCCGACGUGCGCAAGCAGAUUGAGCUGCAGAGCGCCAUCAAGUUCAACGGCGGUGGCCACAUCAACCACUCGCUCUUCUGGAAGAACCUGGCGCCCACGAGCGAGGGCGGCGGCAAGCUCCAGGACGGUGCCCUCAAGCAGGCCAUCGACAAGGACUUUGGCGGCCUGGACAAGCUCAAGGAGCACUUCAACAAGACGACGGCCGCCAUCCAGGGCUCCGGCUGGGGCUGGGUCGGCUACAACCCCCUCAACCAGAGGCUCGAAGUCGUCACGGCCAAGGACCAGGACCCGCUCACGACGCACCACCCCAUCAUCGGUGUUGACGUGUGGGAGCACGCCUACUACCUCCAGUACCAGAACCUGCGCCCCAAGUACCUCGAGGCCAUCUGGUCCGUCAUCAACUUCCAGGAGGCUGAGAAGCGCUUCCAGGAGGCCCAGAAGAAGGCCCAGCUGUAAAUUUCUCCUUCUCUCUCCCUCCCAUUUUUCCCUCUCUUCCUCUUCAG
Messenger RNA from Acaromyces ingoldii, 713 nucleotides. RefSeq names its product putative manganese superoxide dismutase precursor. Gene Ontology annotation, molecular function: superoxide dismutase activity; metal ion binding. The transcript has 2 exons. The record is from RefSeq and is a predicted model, not a curated record. Gene Ontology annotation, biological process: superoxide metabolic process. Bases 43 to 666 code for a protein of 207 amino acids. NCBI's taxonomy places the organism in Eukaryota, Fungi, Basidiomycota, Exobasidiomycetes, Exobasidiales, Cryptobasidiaceae. Gene Ontology annotation, cellular component: mitochondrion.